AUGCAGGAGCAGGAGGAGUGCACAACAGCAGCAGAAGCGGCGGCGGCUGGUGAGGCCUUCGUGGAGGCGGUGGCCGCUGGCGACGUGCUACGCGUGCGGCAGCUCUUGCGCGAGCACCCGCCACACCACCACCACCACCACACGAUCAACGCUGUCGACCACCUUGGCUGGACGGGGCUGAUGGUGGCGGUGGAGGCGCGUCACGUGGAGAUGGUGGAGCUGCUGCUGGCCAGCGGAGCCGACCCGCACCACCGGUCGAGCGUCGAUGGCAUGCACGCCCUCCACGUGCUCGCCGAACAGGGCCAACGCGACUUCUGCCUGGAGCAGAAGAAGCCGGCGGGCAGACUGCUGCUGCAAGUCCUGCUCGAGGCGGGCGUCGAUCCCAACGUGCCCACCUCGUCCAGCGGCGAGACGGUGUUGCACCUGAUGUGCCUGCGGGGCAACAUCGAGGGCGUGCGCGAGCUCCUCGCCCGGCGCCUGGUGGUCGACAUCGACGCGCGCAACGCCCACGGCGACACCGCCCUCCACUACGCGGCGCGCAAGGGUCACGACGAGAUGGUGCGGCUGCUGGUGGCCCACGGCGCGUCGCCCGCGAUCGAGGGUCGCUUCGGCACUCCGGCCCAGGCGGCAAUCGAGUUCGGUCAGCACCACAUCGCUGAACUGCUCCGGAGCCUGGCGCGCCCCACCGAAGACGGCGCUCAACGACUGGGCCUGCACAGUCUGCCUCCGGAGGUGGUGGUGUACAUGCUGUCGUUCGUGGCCAACGCGCACGAUCUCUGUUCCCUUUCCAUGGUGCCCGACGAUAUCCCAUCGCACCCAUUGAACAAUCGGGAGAAGUGCACACGGCUAACAUUCCCCGACAGGUGA
Molecule: messenger RNA, 867 nt
Organism: Acanthamoeba castellanii str. Neff
Lineage: Eukaryota; Discosea; Longamoebia; Acanthamoebidae
Product: ankyrin repeat-containing protein
Exons: 6
Coding region: 1-867 (288 amino acids)
Cellular component (GO): cytoplasm; nucleus
Molecular function (GO): protein binding
Source: RefSeq, a predicted model, not a curated record